UCGGCCGGUGUGUGUAUGUGCGCGCGUGCGUGCGUGCGUGUGUGUGUGUGCGCGCGCGCCCUGGGUCACGUGUGAGCCUGUCCCGGCAGGAGUGGGAGCCUCCGCCGCCCCGCAGCUCCUCUGGGCGGACGCUUCCUCUCCGAACCACCGCCUCUCCUCCUCCAACUGCAGCGGGACAGCCUCACGCCGCGGCUCCCCGCCAUCCAAGCCUCCGGGACUGCCGUCAGCACCCGCGUCCAGAAAAGAGCGACGACGGCACGGGAAGCCCCGUGUCUCCGAGAUGAGCGAUGGUUCGGUCAAAUUAAGGCCGUUGUUGUGUCGCCAGAGAGGGAAGCUUGUUUUCGGAGCCCCGCCGCCCCUCCGCUCUGCCCGAAGGAUCUGAUUCAAAACCAAGAUGGCCGCCGACUCCGUGCAGGGGGAUGCCAGGGGCCAGCUGGUGGCUGAACGCCUCGGUUUGGGAAACAACCUGGACCUGUCUGACACAAUGGUCCAACAGAAGCUGGACGAGAUCAAGGAGCAGAUCCGCCGUGAGAUCCGCAAGGAGUUAAAGAUCAAAGAAGGCGCAGAGAACCUCCGCAAGGUUACCACAGACAAAAAGAGCCUGGCUUAUGUGGACAACAUGCUGAAGAAAUCUAACAAGAAGGUUGAAGAGCUUCACCAGGAGCUGCAGGAACUGAACGCACAUAUUGUGGUCAAGGACCCAGAAGAACUUCUAGAAAGCCCCGUAACUCCAGAUACUCCAAACAGUGAAGCAAGACUGUGCACCAGCAGCAGCCGCCUUGCAGCCCUAAAACGGCAGAAUGACAUCGAGCUGAAGGUGAAACAGGGAGCCGAGAACAUGAUCCUGAUGUACUCCAACGGGUCCUCCAAGGACCGUAAGCUACUUGCAGCUGCCCAGCAGAUGCUGCAGGACAGCAAGACAAAGAUCGAGUUCAUCAGGAUGCAGAUCCUCAAGGCCAGUCAGGCCAACGAGCUGAGCUUUGAGAGCAACGACGUGAUGGACAAGUCCAUCAUCAGCCCUCUAGACCUACGAGUGGAGGAGCUGUGUCACCACGCCAAGAUCGAGUCUGCCGUGGCAGAGGGGGCAAAGAACGUCAUGAAACUCCUGGGCUCUGGAAAAAUCACAGAAAAGAGAGCACAGUCAGAGGCCCAGGCUCGCUUCACUGAGUCCAGUCAGAAGCUGGACCUCCUCCGGUAUUCUUUGGAGCAGCGCCUCAGCGAGCUGCCCAAACACCAUCCUCGCAGCAACGCCAUCAUCGAAGAGUUGUCUCUGCUGUCCUCGCCGGCCCUUAGUCCCAGAUCCAGUAUCAUCUCUACACAGAACCAGUACACCACCGUGACCAAGCCUGCAGCACUCACAGGCACGUUAGACGUCAGGCUCAUGGGCUGUCAGGACCUUUUGGAAAAUGUUCCUGGUCGUUCCAAAGCCGCCCCCGUCCCACUUCCCGGCUGGAGUCCCAGCGAGAACCGCUCGUCCUUCAUUAGCCGUGCGAACAGAAACCGAGGAGUGAGCUCAAGACACCAAACGAAGAGCGAGGAGCUGUGCAAUGAGAUCAGUGCGGUGCUGAAGUUGGACAACACAGUCGUUGGACAGACGAGCUGGAGGCCGGUCAGCAACCAGGCCUGGGACCAGAAGUUUACACUGGAGCUGGACCGGUCCCGGGAGCUGGAGAUCUCUGUGUACUGGCGUGACUGGCGUUCACUCUGUGCUGUCAAGUUCCUGCGGCUGGAGGACUUCCUGGACAACCAGCGUCAUGGAAUGUGUCUGUACCUGGAGCCACAGGGGAUGCUGUUUGCUGAGGUACACACACACACACACACACACACACACACACACACACACAACACACCAAGCUGUUUGACUCCAGAAAAAGAUGUUGAAUAUUACAGUUUUCAUUGUCGUGUUUGCAGGAUAAAAGAGCAUUUAUCAGGGAAGACUUUCCUGCGAGCCCCCCAGAUGAACAUCAACAUCGCCACCUGGGGCCGGCUGGUGAGGAGAGCCAUCCCCACAGUCAGCUCCAACUCCUUCAGUCCUCAGGUCCCAGAGACGGGACAGAGCAGCCUGCCUGGUUCCCCCACACCCAGCAGUGACCCUCUGGUGACCAAGCUGGAUUUUGACAAAGAGCCCACACCAGAACCCAAACAUUACCCCAAACCUGACGACGUUAGAGAAGCACCUGUACAACAUAAGCUGGCCAACAAGGAUGAAGUUCAGGAUGCACUGAGCGCGUACGACUUCCUGAAGAGGAACAGCGAGGUCAUGGAGCCCGACAUGGACGGGCUGCUGCAGCCAGAGUUCCGUCACCCAGACCCAGAGCUCACCUCCAUCCUGAAAGAUACAGAAAUAAGGGAAGAGGAACAGUUCCACUUCAGUCUCCAGGACUUCAGAUGUGUGGCAGUUCUUGGACGAGGUCACUUUGGAAAGGUGCUGUUAUCAGAGUAUAAAACCACAGGGGAGAUGUUUGCCAUCAAAGCCUUGAAGAAAGGAGAUAUUGUGGCUCGAGAUGAGGUGGACAG
Austrofundulus limnaeus is the source of this 2517-nucleotide messenger RNA. RefSeq names its product serine/threonine-protein kinase N2. Gene Ontology annotation, molecular function: small GTPase binding; ATP binding; protein serine/threonine kinase activity. Gene Ontology annotation, biological process: peptidyl-serine phosphorylation; intracellular signal transduction. NCBI's taxonomy places the organism in Eukaryota, Metazoa, Chordata, Actinopteri, Cyprinodontiformes, Rivulidae. The record is from RefSeq and is a predicted model, not a curated record.